Brassicogethes aeneus is the source of this 1958-nucleotide messenger RNA. The record is from the annotation of a GenBank genome assembly. Lineage: Eukaryota; Metazoa; Arthropoda; Insecta; Coleoptera; Nitidulidae.
AUAGCAGUGCUAGCAGUGCUAGCACCAACAUAAAAUAGUGAAAAUAGGCAAAGGCAAUUCACCAUUGCUAACUUCACUUUUCAAAUUCACAUGCAUUUGUCAUCUUAAACGUGAUUGUCAACAGGGUAAUUUUGUUAAUUUUUGUGUGAAUUUUUACCCGAUUAAUCCUCAAACAUGGCUCUACACGUACCAAAAGCUCCAGGCUUCGCGCAAAUGCUAAAAGAUGGUGCAAGGCACUACUCCGGUUUGGAAGAAGCUGUUAUAAGAAACAUAAAUGCCUGCAAGGAAUUCUCUCAAUCUGUUAAAUCAGCCUAUGGACCAAAUGGGAUGAACAAAAUGAUUAUAAAUCACAUUGAAAAACAAUUUGUUACCAGUGAUGCUGCCACAAUAAUAAGAGAAUUGGACAUUGAACACCCUGCAGCCAAACUUAUGAUUUUAGCCAGUCAAAUGCAAGAUUCUGAAGUUGGGGAUGGAACAAACUUUGUUAUUGUCUUAGCUGGUGCCCUUCUUGAGUGUUCUGAGGAGCUUAUCAGAUUAGGUGUAACCCCAACAGAAAUAGCAGAAGGUUAUGAAAAGGCUUUGGACAAAUGUCUAGAAAUCCUUCCCACAUUAGUGUGCUAUGAAGUGAAAGAUUACAGAAACAUUCAAGAAGUCGUAAAAGGCAUUCGCACGUCAAUCCAAUCCAAACAGUACGGAAACGAAGAUUUCCUCUCAGAAUUAGUAGCCAAAGCCUGUGUAUCAAUCAUGCCAGAAGAAACCACCUUUAACGUUGACAAUGUGAGAGUUUGCAAGAUUUUGGGCUCCGGUAUUCAUGCUUCCUCUGUCGUCCAAGGAAUGGUGUUUAAACGGCAUGUGGAAGGAGAAAUCACAAAUAUUAAGAAUGCCAAGGUUGCCAUCUACAGCUGUGCCGUAGAUAUUAUGCAAACUGAAACCAAAGGCACGGUUUUAAUCAAAACCGCCGACGAAUUGAUGAACUUUAGCAGAGGCGAAGAGAAUCUCUUGGAAUUGCAAAUCAAAGCCAUUGCUGAUACUGGUGCUAAUGUUAUUGUGGCAGGAGCCAAGUUUGGCGACAUGGCUCUCCACUAUAUUAACAAGUAUAACAUGAUGGCUGUCAGACUUAACUCCAAAUUCGAUCUAAGAAGAUUAAGCAAAACUGUAAAUGGUACUGUUCUACCGAGGAUGACUCCACCAACUUCUCAAGAAUUAGGAUACUGUGACACAGUAUUGGUAGAGGAAUUGGGAGACACUCCAAUGGUUGUUUUCAGGUUGGAAAGCAAAGAAUCGCGUAUCGCAACAAUCGUAGUUAGAGGAGCUACCGACAACUACAUGGACGAUAUUGAACGUGCCAUUGAUGAUGGAGUUAACACAUUCAAAUGUAUGUCUCGCGAUGGAAGAAGCGUAGCAGGUGCCGGAGCCACAGAAGCCGAAUUGGCCAUACAAUUGUCCAAAUACGCCGACACUUUACCUGGAUUGGAACAAUAUGCCGUAAGGAAAUUCGCGUCUGCUUUGGAAAACUUCCCUAAAACCUUAGCUGAUAACAGCGGACACAAGUCUACAGCGCUUUUGGCAGAAAUUCUUAAAGCACAUCAGGAUGGCAAGAAAAAUAUUGGCGUAGACAUUGAAAAACCCAAUGAAAUGUGUGACGCUGUAGAAAAACACAUCUUGGACUUGUACAACUGCAAGUACUGGGGUCUAAAAUACGCCGUUGGUGCCGCCGCUACCAUUCUUCGCGUCGACCAGAUCAUCAUGGCCAAAAGGGCGGGAGGACCCAAACCGCGUCAAGCAGCCGGCAGCGACGAUGAAUCGUAAGCCCUGGUUAGUUUUUUGAUUUGCAUUUUCACAUUACGUAAUUUUAUACUUACGCUUACCGUUCUUGAAAGUUAAUUAACACACAGUAUUCACCCUAUUAUAAUCCAUGUCGUCACAUAUUUAAUAAAAUAACUUAAAAAGUUGAAGGU